AUGGGUGUGAGCAGUUCGAGUGGAUGUGAUCGACAGAUCGCCCGGCUGGAAACGCGUGUGGCGACGUUAGAGCAGACAAAGUCGUAUGACGUGCUCCCCUUGGAGGUGGCCAGGCAACUGCAGGUGAUGCGAGGUCAGCUGUUGGAUGAGGCGGCUUCGAGGUGGGCUGAUGUUGCGCAGCCACUUCAAGCAGAGACAGUUGGCAAUCGACAACGAGUGGAUGCCCUGGAGCAGUGGCUCAGGGAGGCUUUGGCUCCAGAGCUCGUCCGUCUGCAACUGGACCUUGCUUCUGAACGCCGCUGUCGAGAACGGCUGGAGACCGCGGUCAAUAAACACGUGGCUCUUUCGAAAACGCUGGAAAGGGCCUCCAUCACUCCCAGAAGGCACACACAGACACUUCAAGGAUCCCAGGCGACUUUGACAUCCCUUCAGCGUGCGCCGCCAUUUGCGCCAUCUGACAACUUGGACAAAUGUGCAUUCUCAGCAUCCUCAGAAGCCUCAGAAGCCUUACGAACCGGCGUGGAAUUGGCAUCCUCACAGUCGCGACAGUCACGGUCGGUGCCACUGGUGCCGGAUGCAGCACCACGUGAAUCUGCUCUGCAUGGGCAUGUGGAGGCCUCACUUACAACAGAGAAAGCCGACCGUAGAAAGCUUGGCCUUGGAGGUGCCUCCAGCCAAUGUUGA
Molecule: messenger RNA, 684 nt
Organism: Symbiodinium natans
Lineage: Eukaryota; Dinophyceae; Suessiales; Symbiodiniaceae
Source: the annotation of a GenBank genome assembly